AUUGUAAUUUGAAGUGUAGUAGGGGAAACCAUGCAGUGAAAAUCUUAAGUUUAUAUAUUUAUCAAGCAUGGUAGCGAGAUUUGUCACACUUGGUUGUUUCUAACUUGCGUCAAAGUGAUGUGAAAUAAAAUAAUUUUUAGUGCAAAAAAAUUUCACUGUGAUAAUAUUGAAAAAAAUUAUACGAAAAAUGCUAAGGAGUUUUGCUAAAUUUUGGGAAUACGGUGCUGGAAAAAUCGCUUUAGCUGCAAUUUGUGCCCAUUCGGUGUCCAUUUCAAUUGGUAUUUGUCAAGGUUACAGUGCUAUCCUCCUUCCCCAGUUAAAUGAAACAGAGAAAUACAGAAGCCUAACUGAAGACGAAAAAUCAUGGAUAGCUAGCUUGGGAACAAUCACAAAUCCAGUUGGUUCCAUGCUAUCUGGGUUUUUAGCUGAGUUUAUGGGAAGAAGACGAGCAAUCCAAAUAACUGCUCUUCCAUUAGUAUUAGGGUGGAUGUGUUUCGGAUUAGCUCAGAAUAUAUAUUGGUUAUACGCAGGACGACUCAUAACUGGUAUAGCGGCAGGAAUGUCACCUGCGUGUUAUACAUACGUUGGAGAGAUAUCAACAUCUGAAAAUCGAGGAUUUAUGCAAACUCUCGGUCCAAUAUGCGCCUCGUUCGGUAUUCUCUUAACGUACGUGCUAGGAUACUUUUAUAACUGGUCUACGGUAGCUUAUAUCAAUAUAAGUAUGGCAAUUUUUUCAGCAAUAGUUAUCCAAUUGGUACCCGAAAGUCCGUCUUAUCUAUUGAAAAAUCAUCAGCAGGCGAAAGCAUUUAAAACGUUACUUUGGCUUCGAGGAAACAAUGCGUUAGCUCAACAAGAAAUCGAUAGAUUCAACGAAAACCAAAAAGAGAGCAACAGCAAUCUAAUGAGUUUCAGAGAAAUGUAUUUCGGUCCGCAAACAGUCAAACCUUUUCUUAUUUUGGUCGGAUUAUUCUUCUUGCAGGAAUUUUCCGGAAUUUAUACUCUUCUAUUUUAUGCGGUGAACUUUUUCGAGGAGACCGAUUUAAGUAUCAAUGAAUACAUAGCUUCAAUUAUUGUGGGAGCUAUACGAUUUUCUAUGUCUGUAGUGAUAGCUUUCUUAAUUAAUAUAUAUGGAAGAAAAAUACUAUGCACCAUGUCUAGCAUAGGCAUGGCAACAACUAUGUCGAUAGUUGCUGUUUAUAUUAAGUACUACGAAUUUUAUCCAGACGAAAAGAAAAUCCUAAGUUAUUUGCCCCUGAUUGGGGUUAUGGCUAACGUUGCAUUCAGUAUGGUAGGUAUGCUACCAGUACCUUGGGUUAUGGUAGGAGAAAUGUUUCCUCUGAGAGUAAGACCGAUAAUGUCGGGAGUUGUAGUUAGUAUAGCACAAAUAUUAAUUUUCAUUUGUGUCAAAAUAUAUAUUAAUAUGAAUUCAGCAUUGAACUUCAGUGGUACUUUGAUGGUAUUCGUAGCAGCGUCAGUAAUAUCAGCAUUUUAUUCUAAAUUCAUUUUAAUAGAAACUAAAAACAAGACUUUGGAGGAGAUAGAAGCUUUCUUCAGAGGAAAUAAAAAAAAUGUAGAUGUUAAUACUGAGACCGGUGUCGAUAAUAAAGCAUUCGAUAUGUUUUCCGAAAAUUUGGAUGAAAACCGAGUGAAUACGAUACGUGUAAUAGUCGAAACUUAGUGGAAUUAAUUGUGUUAAAAAAAUAUUGUUUCUAUUUUUACAAGCAGUAUUGUGAUACAAAAUAGGUUUUAAGGUUUAGAUAAAACUUUUAUAUUACGGUUCUCAUAGAAUCAUUUAUUUAUUUUGUUAUUUUUAAUAAAAGAUGUUACUAUCAA
Diorhabda sublineata is the source of this 1833-nucleotide messenger RNA. Its product is annotated as facilitated trehalose transporter Tret1-like. Gene Ontology annotation, biological process: transmembrane transport. Bases 188 to 1678 code for a protein of 496 amino acids. Gene Ontology annotation, cellular component: membrane. The transcript has 5 exons. Gene Ontology annotation, molecular function: transmembrane transporter activity. The record is from RefSeq and is a predicted model, not a curated record. NCBI's taxonomy places the organism in Eukaryota, Metazoa, Arthropoda, Insecta, Coleoptera, Chrysomelidae.